AUGUCGUCCUCUAUCUUGUCCAUUCUUCGGUUUCUCAUCAUCAGCUUGAUGCUGUUGUGCACCUGCGAUGCUCUCCCUCUUCAUAAAUACUCUCAUCUCGCCAAGAGACUUUCGCACCUACACUUUCACAAAAAAUCAGAGGAGAUCAAGCCUCGACAGACGCUAGCCGCCUUUGGGCUGGGUAUCAAGGUUGCGAAGGCCCUCUCCUACUGGGGCAACACCAAUACAAACGAGGGCAUUGCAUAUAGUACCGAUUCAUACACCUACUAUUCCGGUGGACCAGAAAACUUCCCAAGUACAAAGAACUGGAUGUCGUUUGAAGCUAUGUUUCAAGCCAAUAUACCGCUCAUGAAACAAAGUUGCGGCUGGAACGGCUGGGGCCCUGAUAACACUAAUCGUCAGAUCGGGUACAUGAAGACCUACAUCCAACAGGUUGCGCGCGCGUCACGGGUUGACCAGCGAGCCAUUCUCGCCGUAAUCAUGCAGGAGUCAGCUGGCUGUCUCCGAGCUCCCACCACAAGCAACGGCGUUACCAACCCCGGCCUCAUGCAGUCCCAUAAUGGUGUUGCCUUCGACCCAUCCCGUCCAGUCACAACAAUUAAGCAAAUGAUUGUAGAUGGAACUAUGGGGACAGCUUACGGAGAUGGUCUUGUUCAGUUGAUCAAUCAAUACGGCAACUACUACAAGGCUUUCCGAGCAUACAACUCCGGUAGCAUUGCUCCGGAUGGUGACCUGAGCAAUGGAAAUGGUGCCACCCCUUGCUAUGUCAGUGACAUUGCAAACCGCCUAACGGGCUGGACACUUGCUCCUAACGCUUGCCGCGGUGGACAUUAG
Messenger RNA from Orbilia oligospora ATCC 24927, 834 nucleotides. RefSeq lists its product as uncharacterized. NCBI's taxonomy places the organism in Eukaryota, Fungi, Ascomycota, Orbiliomycetes, Orbiliales, Orbiliaceae. The record is from RefSeq and is a predicted model, not a curated record. The transcript has 3 exons. Bases 1 to 834 code for a protein of 277 amino acids.